GAGAUGAGUCGUACACCGGAUGCCAGAGCGAGGGACAGCCAGACAAGGAGGAUCCAGGAAAACAUCACCAGUGUGGAGAAACAUUUUGGAGAUAUGUGCCAACUAUUUGCCGCAUAUGUCCGCAAAACAGCCAGACUACGAGACAAAGCAGACCUUCUGGUCCGGGAAAUCGGCAUGUAUGCAGACACAGAAACGCCAAACCUGAAGAGGGGUAUGAAGCAGUAUGCUGACCACCUGGCCAAGAUUCAAGACUACCGCCAAGCUGAGGUAGAAAGACUCGAAGCCAAAGUCAUAGAGCCAUUAAAAAGCUAUGGAGCUGUCGUGAAGCGUAAAAGGGAGGAUCUGAAGGCGACUCAGAGUGCCAGAGACAGAGAAGCCAAACAGAUGGCUCAGCUUGAGAGGACCAGACAGAGGAACCCCUCAGACAGGCAGAUCAUUUCACAGGCUGAAAGUGAGCUCCAGAGAGCCACUAUGGACGCCACACGGACCACAAAGCAACUGGAGGAGACAAUAGACGAGUUUGAGAAGCAGAAGAUCCAGGACAUCAAGAAAGUCUUCAGUGAGUUUGCGACAGUGGAAAUGUCAUUCCAUGCUAAAGCUUUGGAGGUGUACACUUUGGCCUACCAAAGCAUUCAAAGUGUGGACGAGGAGGCGGACCUGGAAGUGUUCAGGAGUUCGCUGCACCCCCCUGACUACCACUCACGCUUAGACAUAGUGCGAGCUAAUUCCAAAACUUCCCUUGAUCGGACCGGGUCUUUCCUGAGUACAUCAGGGACCUUACAGCAGCAAAGAGCUCGCCAGACGAGAAGAGAGGAGGAGGAGGACGAGGACGACGAGGAGGAUGAAGAUGAAUCUGAAGAGGAAGAGGGUGAAGAGGAUGAAGAGGAGGACUCGGAUGAUGAAAACUGAACCUUCCUAAAUUAUCGUGCUGUGUUUAUAUGGGACAAAAAGAGACAACAAAAGGUUCAUUAACUGUUUUCUAAAGGAAAAGCUGUGUCAUUGCCAAAACCACGUCAUGGCCUGAGCAGUAUUGUAGUCGCUGUUUCGCUGUUUUAGUCUAAUGCUUUGUGAGAAAUGUGUUUACUUACUACAAUUUAUAUCCAGUCAACUAUUGUUUUAACUAUAUUUUUUAUAUCACACAACAAUCUCAGAAUGUGCAUCACAUGGUCGCUUGUCUUUGUGAAUAAAAACGUCCAUUUUCA
Amphiprion ocellaris (clown anemonefish) is the source of this 1202-nucleotide messenger RNA. RefSeq names its product CBY1 interacting BAR domain containing 1 (gene cibar1). The transcript has 9 exons. The coding region runs from base 4 to 909 and encodes 301 amino acids. Gene Ontology annotation, cellular component: ciliary transition zone; ciliary basal body. Gene Ontology annotation, biological process: cilium assembly. NCBI's taxonomy places the organism in Eukaryota, Metazoa, Chordata, Actinopteri, Pomacentridae. The record is from RefSeq and is a predicted model, not a curated record.